CCCUCCUCAUUCCUAGUCAGCUGAUGAGGCCUGAGCCUGGGUUCAUCUGCAGGGCAUCCUGGGCUGCUCUCUUCCUGGGGGCGCAUGGAGGAGCCGCUGGAGAUGCCGCCUGGGGAGGAGAGCAAGCCUUGCUCACUCUCGGAGGAGCUCGCCACUGACCCCUCCUUGCAGGUUGAGAUCUCAGACGCAGUCAGCGAACGGGACAAGGUGAAAUUCACUGUCCAGACCAAGAGCUCCCUGCCCCACUUCACCCGCCCAGCGCUCUCCGUGGUCCGGCAGCAUGAGGACUUUGUUUGGCUGCACGACACCUUCUCUGAAAAUGAUGAAUACGCUGGCAUCAUUAUCCCCCCUGCACCCCCCAGGCCUGACUUCGAGGCAUCACGGGAGAAGCUGCAGCGCCUUGGGGAGGGGAACAGCACCCUGACGCGGGAGGAGUUCACCAAGAUGAAGCAGGAGCUGGAGGGUGAGUACCUGGCCAUCUUCAAAAAGACGGUGGCAAUGCACGAGGUGUUCCUGCAGCGCCUGGCAGCCCAUCCCAUCCUACGCCGGGACCACAACUUCUAUGUCUUCCUGGAAUACGACCAAGAUCUCAGUGUGCGUGGCAAGAACCGCAAGGAGCUGCUGGGCGGCUUCUUCCGGAACAUCGUCAAGUCAGCUGACGAGGCGCUCAUCACCGGGGUGUCAGGGCUGAAGGAGGUGGACGAGUUCUUUGAGCACGAGCGGACGUUCCUGCUGGAGUACCACGCCCGGGUGCGCGACACCUGCCUCAAGGCCGACCGCGUCAUGCGCUCCCACAAGAGCCUGGCAGAGGACUAUAUCCCCAUCUCGGUGGCACUGGGCAGCCUAGGCACACAGGAAGUCCGCCAGCUCCAGACGAGCUUCCUGAAAUUGGCUGAACUCUUUGAACGGCUGCGGAAGUUGGAGGGCCGUGUGGCAUCAGAUGAGGAUCUGAAACUGUCUGAUCUGCUCAAGUACUACAUGAGAGACUCACAGGCAGCCAAGGAUCUGCUGUACCGGCGCCUGCGGGCCCUGGCUGAUUACGAGAAUGCCAACAAGGCACUGGACAGAGCCCGCAUGAGGAACAAGGAGGUGAAGCCGGCUGAGGCCCAUCAGCAGCUGUGCUGUCAGCGCUUUGAACAGCUAUCAGCCUCCGCCAAGCAAGAACUGACUGAUUUCAAGUCACGUCGAAUCUCCGCAUUUCGCAAGAACCUGAUCGAGCUGGCAGAGUUGGAGCUGAAACAUGCCAAGGCCAGUAGCCUGCUGCUGCGGAACACCCUGAUUGUGCUGAAGGGCGACGCCUGAUACUACCACCCAGCUCUGCACCUGCGGGAGGGGCCUCUCAGCGCCUUGGUGCAGAGACCCCCCCACCGCUACUGCUGCUGCCUCAUAAUCCAGCCCCAUAUAUCCCUGCCCCAACCCUGUUGGCAUUCCAGCCCCCCCAUACCUGCUCUGCCAACUCUGGGGGGCCCCCUCUGACUGUGGGGGCAACCCCCCCCAACACCCAUUAACUCCCUCCCCCUGGCCUCCCAGAGAUGGCUGCAACCUAGAGUUCCUUUAGGAGGGGAGUGGGCUGGGAGCCAGAACUCCUGGGGUCUAUCCCCAGCUCUGGAAGGACAGUGAGGUAUAGUGGGUUAGAGCAGGAGGGCUUGGAGACAGGUCUUAGGUGAGCCCCUUCCCCUCUGUCCCCCACCCUCCAACUGCAGUAAGACCACAUGGGGUGGGGGGAUGUUAAGGUGCAUUCAAGUACAUGAAAGGUUGUUUAAAGGAGAAAAAAAUUCUUCUUAACCUCUGAGGAUAGGACAAGAAGCAAUGGGCUCAAAUUGCAGCCAGGGAGGUUUAGGUUGGACAUUAGGAAAAACUUCCUGUCAGGGUGGUUAAGCACUGGAAUAAAUUGCCUAGGGAGAUUGUGGAAUCUCCAUCAUGGGGGAUUUUUAAGAGCAUGUUAGACAAACACCUGUCAGAGAUUUCCUAGAUAAUACUUAGUCCUGCCUCGAGUGCAGGGGACUAGAUGACCUCUUGAGGUCCCUUCCAGUCCUUUGAUUUGGAGGUGUUCUAGCCACCCACAAGAAUCCAGGCUAGAUGCUAUCUCCCAGCAACUAGAUGCAGGGGGAGGGGCAGAAUGAGGGGAGGAAGGGGUGUGAGAUAGGGGGAAGUGUGAAACUGCAGUAGGCUAUCAUCAUUCAAUUCUAUCCAGCCACAGCUCUGUACCCCCCCAGCCCCAAACUCCCCCAAUAAAGGCCCAUUUUGUAUCCAGCUUCA
Malaclemys terrapin pileata is the source of this 2259-nucleotide messenger RNA. It is a transcript of the gene SNX32, whose product is annotated as sorting nexin 32. The transcript has 13 exons. Gene Ontology annotation, cellular component: endosome. Gene Ontology annotation, molecular function: phosphatidylinositol binding. Bases 85 to 1302 code for a protein of 405 amino acids. The record is from RefSeq and is a predicted model, not a curated record. Lineage: Eukaryota; Metazoa; Chordata; Testudines; Emydidae.